CAGACACACAAAGCGACAUCGGGAGAACAAAAUGUCCACCUCAGAAGAGAAAUCAGUUUACUUAUAAGCUUUUACAAAUACGGAUUCAUAGUUAAAACGCGGUAGCCAUUUAAACUGAACUGGAAAUGUCUGGGGUUGUGAAUGACGGUAUUGACAAGGGUUUAUCGAUGGAAUCGGGUGACAGAAUAGAGAGGACAAUAGAUAUCUACAUCACUGCAGAGGCUGUAAGAAACAUGAAGCAUGGCAAUAAUACAAAGGACUUUGACACUCAAAUAUCAGAAACUCAAACACCUCAACACACAGGAAGAAAUUCUGUCAAAAACAGAAGCUCCAAAGCAGCUCUAGUGUGUUUGGUGCUGCUGUGUUUUCUUCUGCUGACUGCAGUCAUAGUGCUGAGUGUCUUCAUCUAUACAAACAACACAAACUACACUGAAGAGAGACGCCAGCUACGAACCAACAUCGCCAACAUCACAGAAAAGAGUAAUCAGUUAAUACAAAACAACACAAAUCUCUUGAAUGAGACAGACCAGCUAAAAUGGAAGAAGGAAACUCUGCUGAAUCAGCUGAAAAUAAUUCUGACUGCUGAUGGAUGGAUUUACAAUCAGUCCAGUUUUUACUACAAGUCCAGUAUAUUAAAGACCAUGGAUGCGAGCAGAAGUGACUGUAUAGCGAGAGGAGCAGAUCUGAUCAUAAUAAACAACUCAGAGGAACAAGAUUUUGUCAAGAGAAUGUCUGGUGGUGCUGCAGUCUGGAUUGGUCUGAAUGACAUUGUAGCUGAGGGCACAUGGACAUGGGUUGAUGGCAGUGCACUGAACAAUAAUUUGAGCUUCUGGGCAUCUAAAGAACCAAAUGGACUCAGAACAGAGAACUGUGCAGUGUCUGCUGAAAAAGUGUCAGAAUGGCCUUCUUUGUCAGGGUGGGUUGAUAUCACAUGUGACAGAACAUUUCAGUGGAUCUGUGAGAUGAAUAUUUCACAACUCAUAUAAAACUUUAGUGAUAACUGACUUACAUGUAAAGCAGUGUUUCUCAUCCCUGAUCCUCAUUGUCCUCCAACUGCUGCACAUUUUCUUUCUGAUUUCUUCAAAUCAGUUCAGGCUGAUAUGCUAAAUUACAGACUCAAGCGGAAUGUUUCCAUCCAACCAUAAUCACCUUUUUCCUCCCAUAUUAUGUGUUUAUUAUUCAGUUAUACAUGAACAGUCCUUGAACAUCACUCUAGUACUUAACAGAAGUCUCACUAAAAUCAAACAUUAAAAAGGCAUUUAGGCACCAGCAUUAUGAUCAAGAUUCAACAGUUAAGUAUGGUGAGAUUAAUCCUCUAGUAUGCAAAACUCAACUAAUGAACAGUUUGAGGAUGUACUGUAAACUGCUGAUAUUAGAAAGAAAUUUACAAAAAGGACAUGCUACCUGCCAUGGACAUUCUACAUUCAAAAGUUAUCACUUGAUCAUGUGCGUCAAAGUGUUGGACUAAGUCAACCAAUACAACAUCUUACAAUAUCUACUGUAGUAUGAAGCAUUGUUAU
This is a messenger RNA of Danio aesculapii, 1520 nucleotides long. Its product is annotated as C-type lectin domain family 4 member E-like. The transcript is spliced from 5 exons. The record is from RefSeq and is a predicted model, not a curated record. Lineage: Eukaryota; Metazoa; Chordata; Actinopteri; Cypriniformes; Danionidae. Bases 126 to 986 code for a protein of 286 amino acids.